GCUUCUUCAUCUUCGUGUUCCACUGCGUGUUGCGUAAGUCUGCCCGGAAGCGCUGGAUGGCGCUGCUGCCCUGCUGGCCUGACGAACAGCGGGACUUCUCCCGGUACAGGAGCAGCGCAAACAGCCAGGGUAGCUACCAGCGAGCGGUUGCUCCCCGUGCCCAGCGCCCCGGCAGUGCCACGAGCGUCCGGCGGCUCUCUGCCCUGAGCGGCGGCCCGCGCGGCUCCCUUACCAGCGCCGGCACCCGGCCCUCCAUCUGCAGCGGCGGUUCCAGGCCCUCUAUCUGCAGUGCCGACGGAGGAGGAGACGAGAUUAGGCGCGUGCCGAGAAAGUUCGUCUGCCUCAACAACGAGGAGAAACAACAAAACGACGGACAAGAAUAA
This is a messenger RNA of Branchiostoma belcheri (Belcher's lancelet), 383 nucleotides long. RefSeq lists its product as uncharacterized. The transcript is spliced from 2 exons. Lineage: Eukaryota; Metazoa; Chordata; Leptocardii; Amphioxiformes; Branchiostomatidae. Bases 57 to 383 code for a protein of 108 amino acids. The record is from RefSeq and is a predicted model, not a curated record.